Striga hermonthica is the source of this 288-nucleotide messenger RNA. NCBI's taxonomy places the organism in Eukaryota, Viridiplantae, Streptophyta, Magnoliopsida, Lamiales, Orobanchaceae. The record is from the annotation of a GenBank genome assembly.
AUGCAGGAGGGUACUAGCGAUCCUGUUCUUGAGCAGAAAUAUAUGAGUUUGGAAGUGAUUUCGUUUUCUGAUUCAAAAGAUGCGGUUGCAAAAGCAGCUAAUUUUCUUUUGAAGAAGCGUUACUUGGAUACUGACGAGACACCCGAGUUAACUGAACCUGACAUGACAAAUGCUCUCGAAGCAUUAGGGUAUGGGACUCUAGAGCCAGAUCUCAUGUUAAUUUAUGGGCCUGCGAGAUGCCACCUAGGAUUUCCAGCCUGGAGGAGUCGUUACACAGAGAUGGUGUAA